CCGGGCAGCAGCCGCGCCAGGAGGUGCCCCGGGCAGGAGCCGGGCUCCGGGGAGCCAGCAGCCAGCCGGCCAUGGCCACGGCCAUCCAAAACCCCCUCAAAUCCCUGGGCGAGGACUUCUACCGCGAGGCCAUCGAGCACUGCCGCAGCUACAAUGCCCGCCUGUGCGCCGAGCGCAGCAUGAGGCUCCCUUUCCUCGACUCGCAGACCGGCGUGGCCCAGAACAACUGCUACAUCUGGAUGGAGAAAACCCACCGCGGCCCCGGACUGGCCCCUGGGCAGAUCUAUACCUACCCCGCCCGCUGCUGGCGGAAGAAGAGGAGACUGAACAUUCUGGAGGACCCCCGGCUGCGGCCUUGCGAGUAUAAGAUCGAUUGCGAGGCUUCCCUGAAGAAGGAGGGGGGUCUGCCCGAGGGGCCCGUGCUGGAGGCGCUGCUCUGCGCCGAGACGGGCGAGAAGAAGAUGGAGCUCAAGGAGGAGGAGACGGUCCUGGACUGCCAGAAGCCGCAGCUGGCCGACUUCCCCCACGACCUGGAAGUCGAAGACCUGGAGGACGAUAUCCCGAGGCGCAAGAACAAGGCGAAAGGGAAGGCGUACGGGAUUGGGGGAUUGCGGAAGAGACAGGACCCGGCCUCUCUGGAAGACCGAGACAAGCCCUAUGUCUGUGACAUCUGCGGGAAGCGCUACAAGAAUCGCCCGGGCCUCAGCUACCACUACACGCACACCCACCUGGCAGAGGAGGAGGGCGAGGAGAACGCCGAACGGCACACGUUGGCCUUCCACCGGAAAAACAACCACAAGCAGUUUUACAAAGAAUUGAAUUGGGUACCCGAGGCCCAGUGCAGACACACAGCCAAGAAGGCCCCAGAUGGGACGGUCAUCCCCAACGGCUACUGUGACUUCUGUCUGGGCGGCUCCAAGAAGACGGGCUGUCCUGAGGACCUCAUCUCCUGUGCCGACUGCGGACGCUCCGGCCACCCCUCCUGUUUACAGUUCACCGUGAACAUGACGGCCGCCGUCCGGACCUACCGCUGGCAGUGCAUCGAGUGCAAAUCCUGCAGCCUGUGUGGCACCUCCGAGAACGAUCCGGGCGGUCUCUGCCCCCAGGACCAGCUGCUGUUCUGCGACGACUGUGACCGGGGUUACCAUAUGUACUGCCUGAGCCCCCCCAUGGCGGAGCCCCCCGAAGGAAGCUGGAGUUGCCACCUCUGUUUGCGGCAGCUGAAGGAGAAGGCGUCAGCCUACAUCACUCUCACCUAGAGCUGGCCCCGGGGGUGCGGUGCCCCCCGUCCGCCUGGCACCGCCCAGCCUCCCCUCCCCCCCCCUUCAUCGGAGCCAAGACUACCCAGGGGGAGGCCAGGUGGGCACUGGUGCCUAUGGGAUCAGCCCCCAACCCUCCCGACUCAA
This is a messenger RNA of Tachyglossus aculeatus (Australian echidna), 1406 nucleotides long. RefSeq names its product double PHD fingers 1 (gene DPF1). Gene Ontology annotation, cellular component: nBAF complex. The record is from RefSeq and is a predicted model, not a curated record. Lineage: Eukaryota; Metazoa; Chordata; Mammalia; Monotremata; Tachyglossidae. Gene Ontology annotation, biological process: nervous system development. Bases 72 to 1259 code for a protein of 395 amino acids. The transcript is spliced from 12 exons.